CUCUUUUGGUUCACAAUAUAUUCAUUCUUGUGCAGAUUUUUCUACAGCACUUGUGCUUACCUAUUCUGGCGAAGAAAUGUUGACCGUGUACUGUGUACCUUUUAUAGAUUCAUAUUAUUUAAUUUUUUUUUAAAGUAAGUAUAUAUACAUUUUUAAUUUUUUUUUCGUAUACACAACUAGUUACUCACUCUACUUGUAGUAGAGUGCAUAUAUAGGUAGUAGUGCAUAUAUACAGUGAAACUAUAUGUACAGUAGUAGUAGUAGUACAGUAGUAGUAGGAGUAGUAUAUACAGUGAAGUAGUAGGAGUGCAUAUAUACAGUAGGAGUACAGUAGGAGUGCAUAUAUACAGUGAAACUAUAUGCCAGAAGUUUGUAUAAUGAAGCAUUUCGCUAGUUGAAAGAGAAGGAAUAACCAGUAAAAUUAAAUGUAUAUAAUAUACAUUAGUUUUAAUAAGAAUAAUAUUCUGUAAUUAUGAAUACUUGGUCAUGAAAUGCUUUUACUCAGUACAGUAAAAUUUGAUAUAACAGGUUUAAAUAAUUUAGAGAAGAAUCAAGAGGAAUGACAAUUCAUGUUUCAACGAUGAGUACGUAACAAAUAUUGCGAGGCUACGAUUCUAUUCGGAUUCAAAACUCGGAAUCUGAUUGGCCAGACAUAAUAAGUACAGAGUUGAUAAAAAUGUCUGUCCAGGACCGUCGCCAGUCAUUAUUUCGUAUACCCCACAAAUAAUAUCGUCAUGUCUGGUCGUGGAAAAGGUGGCAAAGUAAAGGGGAAGAGCAAGACUCGGUCCAGCCGUGCUGGUCUUCAGUUUCCUGUAGGUCGUAUCCAUCGUCUUCUGCGAAAGGGAAAUUAUGCAGAAAGAGUUGGUGCUGGAGCUCCAGUGUAUCUUGCUGCAGUUUUAGAAUAUUUGGCAGCUGAGGUUCUUGAGUUGGCCGGUAAUGCUGCUAGAGAUAACAAGAAGACCAGAAUAAUUCCAAGACAUCUGCAGCUGGCCAUCAGAAACGACGAGGAGUUGAAUAAAUUACUCUCUGGCGUCACAAUUGCACAAGGUGGAGUUCUACCCAAUAUCCAGGCUGUUCUACUUCCCAAAAAAAAACCGAAAAGAAAGCAUAAUUCCUACUUCCCCUAA
Molecule: messenger RNA, 1127 nt
Organism: Stegodyphus dumicola
Lineage: Eukaryota; Metazoa; Arthropoda; Arachnida; Araneae; Eresidae
Product: histone H2A-like
Source: RefSeq, a predicted model, not a curated record